ACAUAUGCGCGCGCGCACACAGUCAGGCACCGUGGGGGAGACCGCUUUGUGUAAACGGUUGCGAUGUGAUGUGUGGAGAAAACAAGAGUUUAGACAGAAAAACAACAUCUUUCCAUCUGACAGAGAAACAAUGGAGCUCACGCGUGUUAUUGUAAUCUUGGCCCAGUUCGUGUGGCCACUGUGGUCUAAAGUCAUCCACCUCACGGAAAUGUACGGGAGCAUCCAGUCUCCGAACUUUCCCGAAUCAUAUCCGAAAGAGACCGAAGUGCAGUGGAAUAUAACUGUACCAGACGGAUAUCAAAUACGACUCUAUUUUAUGCACUUUGACAUAGAGCCGUCAUACUUAUGCGAGUACGACUACGUAAAGGUGUUCUCAGAGAGCGAGGAGCUGGCCGUGUUUUGUGGGAGAGAGAACACAGACACAGAACGGGUGCCUGCUGAUGAUGUCAUCACGUCCCCCAGAAGUGAGCUCAGUGUGGAGUUUCAUUCAGACUUCUCUAAUGAGGAGCGCUACUCAGGGUUCGAGGCCCAUUAUAGUGCAGUUGAUGUUGAUGAAUGCAGAGACAGAAAUGAUGAAGAUCUCGUUUGUGAUCAUUUCUGUCAUAACUACAUUGGUGGCUUCUACUGUUCUUGCCGCUAUGGAUACCUGCUUCACUCUGAUAACAGAACAUGCAAAGUGGAGUGUAAUGAAAGCGUCUUUACGGAGCGAUCUGGAGAGAUCGCCAGCGCAGAUUUCCCUAAACCAUACCCCAAGAGUUCAGACUGCAUGUACCGCAUUGAGCUAGAGGAGGGCUUUCAAAUCACUCUGGAGUUUGAUGAUACCUUUGACAUUGAAGACCAUCCAGAAGUCUCCUGCCCAUAUGACUUCAUCAAAAUUCAGGCUGGAGACAGGGAGUUUGGUCCCUUUUGUGGUGACCGAUCACCGAUGAAGAUCUUGACAGGAAGUAACACGAUCAACAUCCUGUUUCACAGUGACAACUCAGGGGAGAACAUCGGCUGGAAACUCACCUAUACCUCCACAGGUUCUGAAUGUCCUCCACCUACGACACCUCUUAAUGGUCAGCUAGAGCCUUUGCAGUCCAAUUAUAUAUUCAAAGAUCACAUUACAGUGACCUGUGACCCGGGAUACUCCCUACGACAGGGUGAUAAAGAAUUUGAGCAUUAUCAGAUAGACUGCCAGAAAGAUGGAUCAUGGAGCAGCGACAUACCACAGUGUAUAAUGGUGGAUUGUGGUCCAGUAGAUUUGGUUCUGGGUGAUGGGGUGUUUGAAAACUCUGAAAACAAUACUCUGUUUGGAUCUACAAUUCAGUACAGCUGUAAAGACUCACCCAUGAUCAAUAACACUUACACCUGUCACCAGAGUGGGAAGUGGGUGAGUCAGGAUGGGACAUCACUGCCCUCCUGCUUAACAGGAGAUCAUGAUAAUACGUCAAAUACACAUCCUGAACUCCAACUUCCCAGUCCAUUAACCAGCACUCCCAUUGCAUGCGGCGAACAGUCCCAGCUCUUCCCGGCGCAACAGAAGCGAAUUGUUGGCGGGAGGACAGCAUCUCCCGGACUGUUCCCCUGGCAGGCUCUUCUCUCAGUAGAAGACACCUCGCGUGUGCCCGAGGAUCGUUGGUUUGGCAGCGGAGCUCUCCUCACCCCAUCCUGGGUUCUCACGGCCGCCCACGUUCUGCGUUCUCAUCGGCGCGAUCUUUCCAUCGUCCCGGUCGCUCCUGAACACAUCCGGGUCCAUUUGGGCCUGACGGACGUACGGGAUAAACAUGCAGCAACCAACCGUUCCGUGGAGCGAGUCGUCCUUCAUCCGCAGUUCGACUCCAACAACUAUAAUAAUGACAUAGCGCUUGUUAAACUCAGUAAGGAGGUGGCGCUGUCUGAGUUUAUUCGACCUGUUUGUCUGCCGAGGCCUGCCGUUGAAGAUAAUGACCUGAUGCCUCAACCCAACACAAUGGGUGUGGUGGCCGGUUGGGGCAUUAACAAGGCCAAUUCUUCUGCAUCCGCCAAUGGUUUGACCUCGGAUUCGGUUUCCGAGCUUCUGCAGUACGUGAAGCUGCCCGUUGUCCCGCAGGACGAAUGCGAAGCAAGCUACGCUUCACGCUCCAGUAACUACAACAUCACCACAAAUAUGUUCUGCGCUGGCUUUUAUGAAGGUGGUCCAGAUACCUGUUUAGGAGACAGCGGAGGGGCGUUCGUCAUCCAGGACACCCGCAGUAGAAGAUGGGUAGCACAAGGACUGGUUUCCUGGGGUGGACCAGAGGAGUGUGGUAGUCAGAGGGUGUAUGGGGUGUACACCCGAGUGGCAAACUACAUUCACUGGCUACAUACGGAGAUGAACGUAGACCGCUGGUGGUGAGGACACUAGAGCUGAAAUCGUCUUAUUUUUUUUAAACUUUAUGUAUUUUUUUGCUCCAUAUUUUAUACAAUGAUUUUUAAGGUCCCUUUGAAGAUUUUUGUAUUGCAAUUUUGUGUAAAGAGAUGUCUGUUUGGCUACACACUGUAAAAAGUGAAAGCUGCUCUACUUAAAAAACUUAACACUUAAAAAAAAAUUCACUGUAAGUGAAAAAGUUAAGGUGAAAAAACGUUUAACAAAAUACUUCGAUUUGUAACACUUAACGUAUAUAAACAUUUUCAACUUAAAGUGAAAAAAAUUAAGUUAAAAAAAUUCUAAUAUUUAGGCGUUACCAAUUGAAGUAAUUUUUUAAGUUGAUCCAACUUUAACAUUUUACAGUGUACUGCCACUACUUAUUCUACUUUUCUAUAUUUCACAUGACUUUUUUGUAGACUAGAUGCAGUUUAAGUACAAAGUAAGUCCACUGAUGGUACAGAGGGUAGAUAUAUGCCCAAGUCGCUAUCAAAAACAUAAACAUUCGUAUUCAACAACACAUGAAGGUUUGCAUGCACUACAGUUGCAAGUUCUAAUUUUAUAUUUGUACUGUUAUUUUAAAUUCUUACAGUCCUAAAAUGUAAUUAUCUGAUUAAGUACGGUAUCGGUUAGCAUUUAGUAGGGUGGUCCUUAUUUUUUAACUUUUAAAGUUCAUGCUCUCACCCCACCAAUAUGUUUGAAUAAUAAAAAAAUUGGGCAAAAUUGUUUCAAUAUUACUUAAUAUUUAGAGGCUGCUUAUAUACUUAUGGCAGCAAUGGACUUAUUUGACAAUAGACAAUAUACACUGGGACAAUUUCUGAAGCAACACGAAGCAAGUCCGCUAUAUGGUUACUCGGAUCAGAAGAGACUGAAAUAACUGGAACAAAGUUACCCUCCAAGAAGCAAGUUUUAUGUAUGUUGUGUGCAUUUUUAAAUGGUACAGUUUUUGCAAAAAUACAGCGGGGAAAAUAAGUAUUUGACACAUCAGCAUUUUUAUCAGUAAGAGGAUUUCUAAGUGGGCUAUUCCCAUAGAAAAUCUAUCUAGAGAACUGAAGAUCAAAGUUCAUAAAAGAGGCCCAAGGAACCUUCAAGAUUUAAAGACCAUUGGUGUUGAAGAAUGGGCCAGAAUCACUUCUGAGCAAUGCAGACGACUGAUCUCUCCAUACAAGAGGCAUCUAGAAGCUGUAAUCACCAACAAAGGCUUUUCUACAAAGUAUUAAAUAAAGUGUUUAUUCCCUGUGUCAUUUCACAGUUUAUUUAUUAUGACUCAACUUGUAUACUUAAAUGUUCUGAUUUCUUUGUAUUCAAUAUUUGGCUUGAUGGCUACAUCUGGUGGAAAUUUU
Paramisgurnus dabryanus is the source of this 3708-nucleotide messenger RNA. RefSeq names its product MBL associated serine protease 1 (gene masp1). NCBI's taxonomy places the organism in Eukaryota, Metazoa, Chordata, Actinopteri, Cypriniformes, Cobitidae. Gene Ontology annotation, cellular component: extracellular region. Gene Ontology annotation, molecular function: serine-type endopeptidase activity; calcium ion binding. The record is from RefSeq and is a predicted model, not a curated record. Gene Ontology annotation, biological process: proteolysis; complement activation.